ACCGAGUGGUAGUGCUAAUUAACUUGUUCAAAACUAGUUACAGAAAAAAUAUGUUACAACAAUACGAUAUAAACUCUACAGAAAUACAUUGUGAUAUCACGAGCACCCCUUUUUCUGUAAAAGACAUUUUGAACAUGAACAUUCAAACUGAGAGUGAGUUUUAUGCUAACAGUGUGAAGAAGGAGCAAUGUGAAGCUAUGCAUCAGCAGUAUUGGGACAGUUCCUAUUUUUGUGGUAAUGAGCAAAACAGUUACUAUUUCAGUAACGAAACAGACAAUUACCUUAGUAAAAGUUAUUGGAACUGUGAUAGCACCUAUGGAGAGCCAAACACACACAUUCAACAUUUGAACAAUAUGUAUAUAACCCAUCAAAAUGACGUACCACACAGAACUGGAAGGGAGGAAGGAUAUGCCAAAAUUGAAAGCCCAAAAAUUCAACAAGUGACAAGCUCCAAAACCGAAUUACGGAAGUCCGGCCGACAAAGGUCCAAACGGAAACCACGUGUCCUGUUCUCCCAGGCCCAAGUGUACGAGCUGGAGCAGCGUUUCAAACAACAAAAGUACCUGUCAGCCCCGGAGAGGGAACAAAUGGCGCAAGGGCUGAAAUUGACCCCGACGCAAGUCAAGAUCUGGUUUCAAAACAGAAGGUACAAGAAUAAGAGACAAAAAAUCGAAAAAUCCGAGAUGGACAAAAAGACUACUGACGCCAGCGUGACAAGUUCUAGUUUCUGUUUAACGCAGCAGAUGACACAUAAUCCUUACAUUUUUCAGAAUAACAGCAGUGCUUAUAGUCACAACGACUAUGUGUGUCACGAGAGGUUUAAUGAGUUGGGGAUAUCAUUCAAUUCAUAGAUAUUUUGGAACUCAAAGUGAAUUA
Messenger RNA from Leptinotarsa decemlineata (Colorado potato beetle), 876 nucleotides. RefSeq lists its product as uncharacterized. Gene Ontology annotation, biological process: regulation of transcription by RNA polymerase II; cell differentiation. Gene Ontology annotation, cellular component: nucleus. The record is from RefSeq and is a predicted model, not a curated record. Gene Ontology annotation, molecular function: RNA polymerase II cis-regulatory region sequence-specific DNA binding; DNA-binding transcription factor activity, RNA polymerase II-specific. Lineage: Eukaryota; Metazoa; Arthropoda; Insecta; Coleoptera; Chrysomelidae.